This is a messenger RNA of Aricia agestis (brown argus), 1603 nucleotides long. RefSeq names its product NADH-ubiquinone oxidoreductase 49 kDa subunit (gene ND-49). Gene Ontology annotation, biological process: mitochondrial electron transport, NADH to ubiquinone. The transcript has 10 exons. The coding region runs from base 44 to 1444 and encodes 466 amino acids. The record is from RefSeq and is a predicted model, not a curated record. Gene Ontology annotation, molecular function: NADH dehydrogenase (ubiquinone) activity; NAD binding; quinone binding. NCBI's taxonomy places the organism in Eukaryota, Metazoa, Arthropoda, Insecta, Lepidoptera, Lycaenidae.
GUUAUUGACAUAUUAGAAGUGUCAGUUGUGGUUUCGAUCAAAAAUGGCUUCGUUGGUGAAUGUUUUGCUCCGGAAAAGUUUAAAUUCUAGCCCUUCCAAGGCGUUAUUAACGAAUAUACCUGCUAUUUAUAAUGUGAAUUCACAACGGAAUGCUCACCGAUGGAUGCCAGACAAGGCAUUCAUAGAUCAGUUCGGGGGCCCUGUCAUGUACCCGGAAGGACCACUGGCUCUUCUGAAACAUCCACCUUAUGACAGUAUUGUAAGGCCAACUGAAAAACAAGUGAAGAACAUGUUUUUGAAUUUUGGCCCUCAACAUCCGGCUGCUCACGGUGUGCUGCGACUGGUCCUCGAAUUGGACGGUGAGACGGUUCGCUCAGCCGACCCUCACAUUGGUCUUCUCCACCGUGGUACGGAGAAGCUGAUUGAGUACAAAACAUACACACAAGCGCUACCAUACUUUGACAGAUUGGACUAUGUGUCCAUGAUGUGCAAUGAACAGUGCUACAGUUUGGCGGUGGAGAAACUACUCAACAUUGAUAUUCCUCUGAGAGCAAAAUACAUCAGAACCCUUUUUGCUGAGAUAACCCGUCUGCUCAACCACAUCGUGGCUGUGGGCUGUCACGCGCUGGACGUGGGUGCGAUGACGCCGUUCUUCUGGCUGUUCGAGGAGCGCGAGAAGAUGAUGGAGUUUUACGAGCGCGUCAGCGGAGCCCGUAUGCACGCCGCGUAUGUCCGCCCCGGGGGCGUGUCGCUUGACAUGCCGCUCGGUCUGAUGGACGACAUCUACGAGUUCGCGAGCAAGUUCGGCGAGCGGCUGGACGAGAUGGAGGACGUGCUGACCACCAACCGCAUCUGGGUGCAGCGGACCAAGGAUGUGGGCAUCGUCACUGCACAGGACGCCCUCAACUACGGCUUCAGUGGUGUGAUGCUCCGUGGGUCGGGCAUCAAGUGGGAUCUGCGCAAGAGUCAGCCGUACGACGCCUACCACCUUGUCGACUUUGACGUACCCAUCGGUACAUACGGCGACUGCUAUGACAGAUACCUGGUCCGCGUGGAGGAGAUGCGUCAGUCGCUUCGCAUCAUCGAGCAGUGCCUCAACCAGAUGCCGGCGGGCGAGAUCAAGACGGACGACGCCAAGCUCACGCCGCCCUCGCGCGAGGAGAUGAAGACCUCCAUGGAGGCACUCAUACACCACUUCAAGCUGUUCACACAGGGUUACCAGGUGCCGCCCGGAGCGACGUACACGGCUGUGGAGGCGCCGAAGGGCGAGUUCGGCGUAUACCUCGUGUCCGACGGUGGAUCCAAACCCUACAGAUGCAAGAUCAAGGCCCCGGGCUUCGCCCACCUGGCCGCGUUGGAAAAGGUCGGCAAGAACUCCAUGUUGGCCGACAUCGUCGCGAUCAUCGGCACGCUCGAUGUCGUCUUCGGCGAGAUCGACCGAUAAGUCGUACGACUAGAUUAAGUGUAAUCCGACACGACACGAUUUCGGUCAUUAAUUUCGAAUACUGGGCUACUGUCUAAAGGUGAGCGUCCACUGGAUCGCAAUCUGAGCGUACGCAGCGGACGGAUUUGUUGCUUUGUAUUGAUUUUUAUGGUACUGCGU